GCUAAAAGAAUACAAAGCUUUAAAGUCUCUUUAACCUAACCCUAGUACAUUCUCAUUAUUCCAAAGCUCAUAAACCAAUCCCCAAAGAGUUGUUGAAAAGAGAGUAACAAACAUGGAGCUCAAAUGGUCAAUAUUGAUCAAGCUUCUGAUAGUGCAAUAUCUAUCAGUUCUUUGUGUUUCCCAGGAUUUUGAUUUCUUUUACUUUGUUCAACAGUGGCCAGGAGCAUACUGUGACACAAAGCACACUUGCUGCUACCCUAAGACUGGAAAGCCUGCAGCAGAUUUUGGCAUUCAUGGACUCUGGCCUAAUUACAAGGAUGGAUCGUACCCUUCAAACUGUGAUCCAGACAGUGUCUUUGAUAAAUCUCAGCUCUCAGAAAUCAUGAGCAGUCUGCAAAAGGAUUGGCCAUCACUUAGCUGCCCAAGUAGCAAUGGCUAUAGGUUCUGGUCACAUGAAUGGGAAAAGCAUGGGACUUGCUCAGAGUCUGAACUUGACCAGCGUGAGUACUUUGAAGCAGCUCUCAAACUGAAGGAGAAAGUAAACCUCUUACAAAUCCUUAAGAAAGCAGAAAUUGUACCAGAUGAUGGAUUUUACAGCCUAGACAGCGUUUUAGAAGCCAUAAAAGAGGCCGUAGGUUUCACCCCUGGGAUAGAGUGCAAUAAUGAUUCAGCUGGUCACAGCCAAAUUUACCAAAUUUUCUUGUGUGUGGACACUUCUGGAUCUGAAAUAAUUGAGUGCCCUGUCCUUCCAAAGGGCAGAUGUGCUUCAAAUGUCCAGUUUGCUAAGUUCUAGAGAUUAGAACUAGAGAUUGUGGUCGAGGAGAAGGUAUUUUGUGCAUCCGGUAUAUGCAUCAUCUCUCUCACAACAUGUGAGUUCCACAAUUUUAAGUUGUCCACAUGAUGUUAAAGAAAUCAUGCAUAUGCCAGAUGUAUGAGAUAAUUAUUGUUGGCUAAGUUAUCUGAGAAAUAACUCUCCUCAAAACAUUUACUUAUUAUCAUAGCUGUUUAAUUGAAAAGAACUUGACGAUCAAGUUACUUUAUGUAAUAAAUUAAUUUUCACAUAA
Quercus robur (English oak) is the source of this 1064-nucleotide messenger RNA. RefSeq names its product ribonuclease 3-like. Gene Ontology annotation, molecular function: RNA binding; ribonuclease T2 activity. The coding region runs from base 113 to 793 and encodes 226 amino acids. The transcript is spliced from 3 exons. Gene Ontology annotation, biological process: RNA catabolic process. Lineage: Eukaryota; Viridiplantae; Streptophyta; Magnoliopsida; Fagales; Fagaceae. Gene Ontology annotation, cellular component: extracellular region. The record is from RefSeq and is a predicted model, not a curated record.